Prosopis cineraria is the source of this 1618-nucleotide messenger RNA. RefSeq names its product RNA-directed DNA methylation 4. The coding region runs from base 21 to 1337 and encodes 438 amino acids. The record is from RefSeq and is a predicted model, not a curated record. The transcript is spliced from 11 exons. Lineage: Eukaryota; Viridiplantae; Streptophyta; Magnoliopsida; Fabales; Fabaceae.
GAAGCUGUGCUUUAAAUUUGAUGCACCCUGUCCUCAUCACCUCUCCUCUGCUUUCCCGCUGCUCUCUGGUCUUGUGCCCUGUGCGUGUCCUCGUUUCUCAUGCCUAUCAAAUCCACAAGCUCACACAUAGGCCAACGCGCCCACCAAACAAAGUCUUCUACUGGGGUUCUUUCUGGAACUUGCAGUUCCCUGACAGUAGAUUAUCUUGUACCUCUUGGCUAUUUUAUCUUGGCGAGGUAGCCGGUGGAAGCUGUGCUUCCGGAAGCUCCAUGGCUACUGUGGGAGAAAGCUCUUCGGCUGCGGCAACAUCCAAGCCAGUAGUGGUUAGGGUCAAACGAAAAUCAUUUCAGUCACCAAUUGACGCUUUCUGGCUGGAAAUCAAUGAGAGGCCAUUAAAGCGCCCUCUGGUGGAUUUUGCGAAUCUAUCUAUCUCGGAUAGCAACACUCAGAAAGAGGAAUUGAAUACCAAGAAGGUUUUUGUUCAACAUGUGGAGACAAUAAGCGUCCCUGAGGUUACCUUUGAUGUUGUGCAAUUCUUUGUGGAAUCUGGUUCUAAUGGUGCAUGUGAAUGUAAAUCAAAACUGGUGGAACGUAAAGAGUUAUUCAAGAAGGGCAAUAAACAAGACCAGCUGUUGCUUAAAGCUAAAGAAAAGCAUGAGUCUACUGCAAAAAAUGCCCGAUUUGAACAAAUAUGGAAGAGCAGGAGGGGAAACAAGGAAUCAGUGCAUGCCAAAGAAUUACAAGAAAUAUGCCAGUUCUAUGAUAUUGUCCGUGUUGAUGAAGAGAAAAAUAACAAGGCACAGCAAGAACAUAUGUCCUUGGAGGAUCAAAGACUUUUGUGUAGUUACCUCCCUUUACUAAGAGAGUUUAUUCCUAAUGCUGCUGCAGAAAUUGAAUCCGAUAUGCGUGCUCAUUAUGAACAAGAUAAUUACGUUUAUGAUAUUUACGCUGUGAAUGAGGAGAUGGACAUAACUGUUGAAGACGCUACAUAUUCUUAUCCUCUAGUUCAAGUUGAUGAAGAGGAUUAUUAUGAUGGGCCCGAAGAGUCAGAUUGCGAAAGUGAUGACUCAAAUGCUGAAAACAAUCCAUUGAAUGAUUAUCCGGACGAGAUAUCUGAAGAGGAAGAUGAAGACAAUGAAGCUUCCGAUAAUGAUUCAGACGAAUGUGAAAGCAAGAAUGCUAGUGAUGAAUCAUCAGAGGAGGACUUUCGUCACGUUUCUUCGAAAGAUGAUACUGAUCUAUUAAUUGAUGAGGACUUUGAUGACGAUUAUGAUGCAGGUAACCACGAUGUUGAUGGCGUGGAUGGUAACGAAGAUUUGAGGUGGUCUUGUCGAUGAGUUGACUUUAGUGUUUUCUCCUUUUUAUUUGGCACAUCCAAACGGUAGUCCGGUCCAACGUAACAGUACAGAACAUCAAAUUUGGUGUUUACGGACGAGUGUGAAAAAUCGUAGAUGAACAGAUUUAGAACUCAUGAGCAUGUCUUGGUUGGAGAUAGGUUUAGCUCUGCCAUGUUAUUGCGCCGAAAAGGAAAUGCACUUGAUUUGCUGUUUUGAACUCACAUUUCCUACUUUUCUACGCUAUAAGACAACAUAUCUACACUGGCCGUUUAUAUGGGUAA